This is a messenger RNA of Salvia hispanica, 1778 nucleotides long. RefSeq names its product nucleobase-ascorbate transporter 6-like. NCBI's taxonomy places the organism in Eukaryota, Viridiplantae, Streptophyta, Magnoliopsida, Lamiales, Lamiaceae. Gene Ontology annotation, cellular component: membrane. Gene Ontology annotation, biological process: transmembrane transport. Gene Ontology annotation, molecular function: transmembrane transporter activity. The record is from RefSeq and is a predicted model, not a curated record.
CCUUUUUCAGUGCUCAUAUCUUUACCUCAAUUUCUCUGAAGAAUGAGAGAUUAAGUUGAUGUUUACAGAGAGAAAGAAAUGGCAGCAAAGCUAGAUGAACCAGCACCACAUCCUCCUAAAGAUCAACUUCCAAAUGUUGCAUAUUGCAUCACCAGCCCCCCUCCAUGGCCUGAGGCCAUCCUUCUUGGCUUCCAACAUUACUUGGUGGUGCUCGGCACGACUGUCCUCAUACCCACUGCGUUGGUUCCUCAAAUGGGAGGAGGAAACGAGGAGAAAGCAAAAGUCAUUCAAACUCUGCUGUUUGUUACUGGGCUCAACACCCUCCUGCAAACAUGGUUUGGAACCCGAUUACCUGCUGUGAUCGGAGGCUCAUACACCUUCGUUGCGCCCACAAUCUCAAUCAUCUUAUCCGGUAGAUGGGACGAUCCAGAUCCUAUAACGAGGUUCAAGAAAAUAAUGAGGGCCACACAAGGCGCGCUUAUUGUUGCCUCGACCAUCCAGAUAGUGAUAGGCUUCAGUGGUCUGUGGCGCAACGUUGUUAGGUUCCUAAGUCCGAUUUCAGUUGUUCCGUUGGUUUUUCUUUCUGGUUUUGGCCUCUACGAACUUGGUUUUCCCGGGGUUGCUAAAUGUGUUGAAAUCGGGUUGCCCGAGCUAGUGCUUCUGGUGUUCUGUGGUCAGUAUCUCCCACAAAUAAUAAAACCAGGAAAGCAUAUAUUCGAGCGCUUUGCAGUCCUUAUCACCGUGUCAAUUGUGUGGAUCUACGCACACAUACUCACCGUUGCUGGUGCCUACGACGGUGCAUCACCAAAGACUCAAGCAAGCUGCAGAACUGAUCACUCUGGCCUCAUCAGUGCUGCUCCAUGGAUAAGAGUCCCAUAUCCCUUUCAAUGGGGAGCGCCUUCGUUUGAUGCUGGUGAAUGUUUCGCGAUGAUGAUGGCUGCGUUCGUUGCUCUCGUUGAGGCAACUGGUGGCUUCAUUGGUCUGUCUAGAUAUGCUAGCGCAACCCCUCUGCCUCCGUCCAUCCUCAGCCGGGGCAUAGGCUGGCAGGGCGUCGCCACCUUGCUGUCCGGUUUAUUUGGAACCGGAAACGGAUCAUCAGUAUCUAUAGAGAAUGCUGGCCUUAUUGCAAUGACUCGCGUUGGCAGUCGAAGGACAGUUCAGAUAUCGGCCGGUUUCAUGCUUUUCUUCUCUGUUCUUGGCAAAUUUGGAGCAGUUUUUGCUUCAAUUCCAAUGCCUAUUGUGGCUGCUUUCUACUGUGUUUUCUUUGGCUAUUUUGGUGUUGGAGGGCUAGCUUUCCUACAAUUCUGCCAGCUCAACAGCUUCAGAAACAAAUUCAUACUAGCAGUUCCCACUUUCCUGGGCUUGUCCGUGGCUCGGUACUUCAACGAGUACACGGCUGUUAAAGGAUACGGCCCCACACACACGUCGGGGAGAUGGUUCAACGACAUUGUGAACGUGCCCUUCGCCUCCAAGGCGUUCGUGGCAGGCGUGCUGGCGUUCCUCUUCGACAACACGCUGGACAAGAAGGAUCCUCAGAUAAGGAAGGACAGAGGCAAGCAUUGGUGGGAUAAGUUCAAGGAUUUUAAGACUGAUAAUAGGAGUGAGGAGUUCUAUGCCCUUCCUUUCAACCUCAACAAAUACUUCCCAUCUGUAUAAAUCAGAUUGUAAUUUUAUCGGGCUAUAAAUUUUUAAAUCUGCGAGCUAUUUGUGCCUAUCAAUAGGUUUCGAACUGUACUGACAUCCUUAAAAUGAAUUAUUAUUAUUAGUACUACUACUUA